CUUGGAACAGUUCAGCCAUCCUGAGGCUGGGGUGGAUAUCGCCCAGACCUCUUUUAUGUGUAGAGAAGAGGAAAACAUCUGAUGUGGAUCCCGGGCGAUGGACGCACUGUGCUGACGUUUCUACCAAAAAAGUGGAAUUAAUUAAAAAAAAAUAAUAAUAAUUUUUUUCUCCGUAUUCUUCGAUUAGAGCCAGAAUCUCAAAGCUUGCCACUAAAAGUUUGGAAACUUGGCCAGAAGAAUUACAAAGUUUAGGUAAAAGUUUUGGGAAGCGCUGAAACUGUGUCGGAAAUGUCAGAGCCAGAGAAGAUCGAAAACAUUCCUGCCGAGUCUGCAGGAAAAGGAAUUCCAAACGGAGGGAAUCCUCCAAAAACCAAAGAGGAUUUUGAUCUUGCUGCCAUUUAUGUGUCAGAUGCCCAGUACAACAGAAACAUCUACUUUGACACGUCCCCCCAGGCUGUCAGGUUGUAUCAGCUCUACAAUCACUGGGCCCUGAAGGUGAUCCUCUACUUCUUCAUCCUGGUCAAUCUGUCUUUGGCCAUCUUCGAGGAACCGGCUGUCCUCCCUCUGCCAAUAUGGGCCACAAUGCUGGUGGAGCUGCUCUGUCUGCUUGUCUUCGCCUUUCGACUUGUUCAUUACGCCAAGGUGAUUCCUCGAGAUAAGUUCUGGAAGGACCCCAAAAAUAUCUGCAUCAUCGUCAUCCUCACGCUCACGAUGAUUGAUAUGAUCAUCUAUGGAGCGCUAAAAACUGCAAACUGUUACAGUGUCCGCUGGUCAAGACUCCUGCGGCCUCUCCUGUUGGUCAAUGUGACAGAGGGACGGCAGCUCCGCAGAGCGUUCAGAAGCAUCCGGAAUGCUUUGCCUCAGAUCUUCUAUGUCUUCCUGCUCUUCAUGUUCAGCGUCCUCAUGUUCUCCCUCAUGGCCCUCAAGCUGCUGGGCAAACGAAAUCUGAAGACCAUAGAUGGGCAACCAUACUUCAACAACUACAUGGACAUUGUCUUUGAUCUGUACGUCCUGGUCACGACGGCCAACAGCCCUGACAUCAUGAUGCCUGCUUACAACGCCAGCUCUUUUUUCACCAUCUUCUUCAUCUUGUACAUCGUCAUCAACACAUACAUCUUCAUGUCCGUCUUCUUGGCCGUUGUUUACAACAAUUACAAGAAAUACCUGAAGGAGGAGGUACAGCAGCUGGUGAGGGCCAAACGGCACAAGAUGGUGCGAGCAUUCGCUGUUCUGCAGGAGGUCAAGGAAGAAGACAGCCAGCCUGUGGUGACCCAUGCCAACUGGAACCAGCUCAUUCGACUGGUCCAUCCUAACAUGACCAAUGCUCACAGAGAGCUUCUGUGGAGCGUCUCAGACGACAAGAACCAAGGCUUCAUCGGCAAAGUGGCAUUUGUCCAGCUGGCCGACCUCCUGAACAUUGAGGUGAUCACUCUCAAGUCAAGACCGCAUCCAUUUGAAGGUCUGUUGCCCAACCUAUACCAGUCGGCUCCCAGUCGCUUUCUCUGCAAAGUGGUCAAACACCGGGGCUUUGUGAUGGCUUUUGACCUGAUCAUCCUGGUGAAUGCUGUGUUCAUAGGCCUGGAUGAGAAGAACCCGUUGAUCUCAAACUCAGAAUGGGUUUUUCUGGCUCUCUAUUUGCUUGAGAUCCUGUUGAAACUUUAUGUGUUUGAGCCCAGGGCGUUCUUCUCCAAACACAGCUUCUGGAACUGGUUUGACACCAUCAUCGUCAUUUCUGCUCUUAUUGCCACGAUCAUCAAUUCCUCCUUGAAGUCGUCGGGAGGAUACACCACCCGACAGAUCCUUGACAUUGUCUUCAUCCUGCGAGUCCUCAGGCUAAUCCGGGUGGUGGACAACAUCAAAAGGUUUCAGACAAUCAUCAAUACCCUGAUCAGAAUUGGACCAGCGAUCCUCACGUUCGGCCAGCUGAUCAUUGUUGUGUACUACAUCUUUGCCAUGGUAGGGAUGGAGCUCUUUAAGGACAAAGUGAAGUUUUACAAAGACCCCAGCAACCCAGCAGCGGCGUACUGUGGUGACCCUCGGCUGAACGAUACACCCUUUGCGCAGCUCAACUACUGCAAGAACAACUUCAACGACGUGAUGUCCUCCUUCAUCCUACUGGUGGAGCUCACUGUGGUCAACCAGUGGCACGUCCUCAGCAGUGGUUUUGUCGCCGUCACCCACGUUUCAGCCAGGAUCUUUUUUGUACUUUUCCACAUUGUGGUAGUCAUCAUCAUCAUUAAUAUCUUUGUGGCGUUUGUCCUUGAGGCGUUCUUUGUGGAGUACUCUGUGGAUAAAAGUGACCUGCAGACCUCUCUAGAGAAGAAGAUAGAGGAACUGGAGCUAGCUAUAGCACAGGAGAAGAUGGAGGACAACUUGGUGAAUGCCAUGGAAACCGUUGACAACGACUUGGGAAACAGCCAGACAGCAAAACCAAACUUGCCGACGCUGAUGUUUAAAAUUGCUUCAAAAAGAUACCGGACAGUGGACGCUUUGUUGCAGCGAAUGUUUGAGGCAGAUCUCAAACCUGAAGACUUCGCUGAGACUGACGACCCUGAAGCUCAGAGCUCUGGGAAUUUUGCAAACCCAACAUUCAGCUCUGCAUGACCAUUCAUAUGCAAAAGUGUGCAUUUGUUUGUGUGUAUAUAUAAAUAUAUAAAGGGAAACAGAUUCUAUCAUUUAUAUACAUACAGUUCUGGCACAAAUUGUGCAGAAUUGUCGAGAUCGGGUGUUUAUCCAGUGCAGUGUGUCAACUGUUUGAUCAGGUCAUGAUCAGUGUCAUAUCCAGUAUUAUAUUUUUAUAUUUCUGUCUUGCAGCUCUGUGUAGACACACAAAUGAAAUCAGUAUUUUCACAUAAAGACUAUUUACGCUAA
Messenger RNA from Melanotaenia boesemani (Boeseman's rainbowfish), 2871 nucleotides. It is a transcript of the gene tpcn3, whose product is annotated as two pore segment channel 3. The transcript has 19 exons. Gene Ontology annotation, biological process: monoatomic ion transport; transmembrane transport. Bases 289 to 2604 code for a protein of 771 amino acids. Gene Ontology annotation, molecular function: monoatomic ion channel activity. Gene Ontology annotation, cellular component: membrane. NCBI's taxonomy places the organism in Eukaryota, Metazoa, Chordata, Actinopteri, Atheriniformes, Melanotaeniidae. The record is from RefSeq and is a predicted model, not a curated record.